Messenger RNA from Paramecium octaurelia, 3826 nucleotides. NCBI's taxonomy places the organism in Eukaryota, Ciliophora, Oligohymenophorea, Peniculida, Parameciidae. The record is from the annotation of a GenBank genome assembly.
AUGUAUAAUAAUUUUGGUGAUGAAUAAUACAAGCUUAAUAAGUGGUGUCAAUUUAUAGAUUAAAAGAUUGCUUAGUUCUUUAAUAAACAUCUAUUAAAGCAUAACAUGAUUAAGGACUAUUAUUACAAUUUUAUUAAUGCCCUGUCAAUAAUAAUAAUUAGGUUCAUUUUAAGAACUAACGAAAACAAAAUACCUGUUUUUUGCCUUAUAUUAGUGAUAAUACAUUUACUGUUAACAAUCAAAUAGAAAUUGCGUAAAGUUUAAAUUCUGUUAAAUCACCUAAUUGAUGUGAUUAUUUUGAUUUCUAUGUAACAAUUCAAUAGAGAAAAUGAUAAUGAGUUCAUAAUAAGACUUGCAUUGUAGAUAGGAAUAUAAACUUCAAAAUCUAUGCUUUUUUAGUAUGAUUAGUUUAGCAUGAUUUUUUAGAAUAUUGUAAAAAUAUCAUCAAUAACAAUCAUCAGAUGGUACUUAAUCAAGGAUUAUAAGUAAUUUUAAAUUAUACUGUAGUACUUUUAAAAUAAUAGUAUUACUGACCUCCAUGAUAUUUUAUUAAAUAAUUCAACUUCUGAUAGUUACUUCCUAUUCUUAUGCAUAUAAAAAUAUUUGGAUCAAUAAUGAAAAGAUGAAAAAGAAUAACUAAAUGAUUGAAAAACUCCUCUAUGAAUUACCAAUAGGAAUUAUAUUAUUUAAUUCAAAUGGUGAAGUGUAAUUUUAAAACUCAGUUUCAUAUAAAUAUUUACCCAAAUCUAUUGAUUUAGUAUCAAAAAAAUAUCAUUUGGAAUCUGUUUAAAAGUAUAGUGAUUUAAUUCUAAUGGAGGGGGACUAAGCAAAAUUCCAGAAGGUUUUUGAGGAAACUUUAGAAUCCACAGAUCCAAUAAUAGUCUCUUUUGCAUUUUAAGGUCAUCCAAUUCCAAUCUGUUGCCAUUUGCGAAAGUAGGUUUUCAAUAAGAAUUCAAUUGUGGAAGCAAUAUUUAUCGAGAAAUCAGACGAUUAAUCCUUGAUUUAUGACAAAAUAUCGUAGAGUUUAUAAAUAAUGAAGAUCUAAUAGAUUUCUGAGAUUCUAUCGAAAUAACCAGAAAGAAUGAAGUAACAAUUACUGUAGUCUCUAUUUCCCAUGCUAAACAACACAGAUUACUAAAAGUCUGAUUAGAUAGUAUGCAAUUUAAAAAAUUACUUUAAAUUUUUUGCUGAUUGCUUAUAAAUAAUCUACAAAACAGAUCCAAAUGUGAAAAUAGAGAAUGACGUUCCUGAUCAAGCUUUUAUAGACGUAGUAAAGUUGCACAGUAUUUUAACUUAAUUGAUUUCUUAUAUCUAUCAAGAACACAAUCGAAAAUAGAUGAUGUAAGGAUUUCCAUCUUAGAGAUAAUUGGUCCAAUAAAGUGAAAAGUAAGUAUAACGAGAGGUGAACAAUUUCUCUUUGAUUUCAUUUACAAUCUCUAAAGGAAAUGAAUUGCAGGUGACAAUAUAGAUAGAUUAUCAUAAUCAAAUCCAAGAAUUAGAAAUGUUAUUUUAGAGAUUCGACUUCGAAGGAUUAAAAAGCUAUGACUUUAGAUUGUAACAAUUACAAGAAGAGGACUUAUCCUACACUUCAUUUAUCCAUAUUUUGCAUUAGAUUUACUAGAUAGAAGGUCAAAUAGAAGUAUGUGAGAGAUUGGAUAAUAUUAAGAUUCAAAUGAAUAUUCCAAUGAGAUUGACAAAUGAAUAUUAGUCAGUUCUAUUAGAUCAUUAUAUCAGCAUGGGUAAGUUGGAUACUCAAUCCAAAAUCUAUUCGAUUAAUAACGAAAUAUUUUAGGCUUUCAGAAUUAAAUCCACAAAGAAGAUCUCUUCUACUUAAAGGAUAGCUCCGUAGCCAGCCUCAAGAGUUAAUGAGGAAACCGUAAAGGUUCAAACAUCUCUAAGUGAGUAAAAGCCAUUUUAAAUUUGCAAAUGCUUUGAAUUUACUUAUCGUCCGAAUGUUGUAAGUGAAGAGGAGAAAUUGGAAUCCAAUAAAAUAGUAAGUCCUAACUUAUCGCCUAUUAAUAAGCCAUCUCCUUUGAAUUAAGCAGAUGUUGCUACUUUUGAUAUCGAAGAUAGAAUCAACACUUAAAUGCAUUCAGUAGAAAAGGCUGUAUCCAAGGUCUUAGAGCAAGUUUUAUCAGAAAUCAUGACUUUUAAAGGGAAAAGAAUCAAUGUUCAAUUCAGAAAUUCAAAGCAUAAACAAAAGUCAUUUGAAACAUCUCCCAGCAGUAUUUCUUCAAUUAUUAUUAUUAGAUUCAUCAGCUUAACAAUAAAACUAAAGAAAUACUAGUGUGCCAAAUUUAUAGUAGUUUCGAACUACCAUCCCUGAAAAAAGUGAAACUAAUACUAAUUAAUAACAAUAGUAAUAACCGUCACAACAUCCCAAUCAAUCUUUAUUCAAGUAGAUUGCUAUUAAACAAAUGCCUCUAUAAACAUCAUAGAACAUUGGAUCAUAACCUUCAUCAACAACUUAAUCAUAACAAUUGAACUCUGUCUAACAAACCAAAAGAUAUUAAGGAACAUAAUUAUUAAGAAAUCUUAGAGAGAAUGAUUCAAAAGUGCAACAUCUAGAAUAAAGUGAUUAAUUCAAACCUGAUGAGAUUAAUGAUGAUCUCAAGAAUUCUAUGAAAUAUAUUCCUUCUAACUUAGAGGAUCCUUAAUUACAAAAAUCCUAAACUUCUUUUGGAGUCAUUGUUCAACCAGUUUAAACUUAAGGAUCUGAGAAAUCCCCUUGCUUCAAAGUGUAAAAGUAAGUAACAAUAAAUGAGAUUGAAAGUUAAUCAGAGGAAAUUAGACAGUAGGAAACUAUUGAUUUAAAAUAAUAUUACAAGGAGAACUUAACAUAUUUAUUAGUGGAUGACUCAACAGAUGGUUUAGAUUUCAAAGUUAAAUAAACUCAUUAGUUUGAUUAAAGCAUAACAUGUUCAGAUGCUUCUUAAAAGAUUAAGUCAAUGUUCGAAAAGAAUAAAAUUUAUCAUUUUAUUAUUGUUAGAAUUAACCUACCAAAAAAGAAUGGAAUCUAAGUAAUCUAUAAUCAAAUAUUUUAAGUUCAUUUAAGAAAUAAGAUAGCUUGAAAAUUAAUAUAACUUACCUAAACAGUAUUUUGUAGGUAUUGAAAGCAAUAUAUCCUAAACUCUUAAGCAAUCAUGCAUAUAAGCUGGUUUUGAUGAAGUUUAAGAAAAACCUUUAAAAUCAUAAUAUUUAGCUUAAUUAAUUGAAAGCCGUUUAAAUCCCCCUCCUGGAAUAAUUUGGAAACCAAUUACUAAGAGCUGCUCAAUUAUGGAUUAAUAAGAGAAAAUCAAUUAAGUUCGUAUAGAACUAGAUUAAAUUGCUAUACCUCAGAAAAUUUCUUCAUUCCAAGAUAUUCCAGUAGCUUCCAAGUAGCCUCAAUUUAGAAAAGCAUUCUAUCAUCCUAUUGUCACUAUUUAUAUAUUAGAUGAUUCAAGUGUACAGAUUAGUGCAUUAUCAUCCAUGAAAUUUAAUUUCUAAGUUAAAGUUGUAUACGAUAGAACUGUUGAUGCUGGACUUAAAAAUUUUGAUAAAUUAUUUGAAGAAAAAAAAAUUUAUCAUAUCGUCUUAGUUAAAAUGAAUUUCACAUAAAAAAAUGGAUUAGAGGUUAAUAUUUGAAUUAUUUUAGAUUUUACAAUAAAUUAGAGAAAGGGAAAAGAAGUAUUUAGUUCCAAAAUAAUUUAUAGUAGCUAUAGAUAGCGACUUUACCGAAGAAAAAAAGACAGACUUAAUCAAACAAGGAUUUGAUGAUGCUUUGACGAAGCUAAUCGAUAAACGAUUAUUAGAAGGAAUACUACAAAAAAGAAUAGAAGAUGAUUGA